AUGCUGAAGUCCCUCUCGAUUCGGCGCGAGAACACAUCACGUCGAGGGCGGCGUCGUCUGUUUUCCCCCUUCUCCUCAUCCAACAUCACCAACACUACCACCACCACCAGCACUAUCCAGAACGCCCAUUUCGCUCCUCUGAUGGAACUGGAAUCGGCCCAUGAGGCGCAACAACCCUUUUUUUCUCCCUUCUACUUCUUUUACGGCGGUCCUCCUUUUUUCCGGGUGUGUCCGAGGCGAAGAGGCGGUCGCCGAUCGGGCCGGCCCUAA
Molecule: messenger RNA, 270 nt
Organism: Caenorhabditis auriculariae
Lineage: Eukaryota; Metazoa; Nematoda; Chromadorea; Rhabditida; Rhabditidae
Source: the annotation of a GenBank genome assembly